Molecule: messenger RNA, 4812 nt
Organism: Acanthochromis polyacanthus (spiny chromis)
Lineage: Eukaryota; Metazoa; Chordata; Actinopteri; Pomacentridae
Gene: kitlga
Product: kit ligand a
Exons: 10
Coding region: 337-1146 (269 amino acids)
Biological process (GO): cell adhesion; positive regulation of cell population proliferation
Cellular component (GO): plasma membrane
Molecular function (GO): cytokine activity; stem cell factor receptor binding
Source: RefSeq, a predicted model, not a curated record
GAGUGCUUUUUACGCAUCAUUAUAAAGGCUUAGCUCCCUCCCUCUGCGCGCUGUACCGCUCCUCCGCUGCGAGCCUCACAGCCGGAAUCUAUGUUGUAUAGAUAGAUAGGCUAUGUGCCACACGCCGCCAGCCUACAGGUUGCAAAGAUUCAAAGUUUUUCGCCGUUCUGCCUCUUCUUCUCCUUCUUCUUCUUUGGGUUUUUUUCUCCUCUGCUUGGAUACAGCUGACUUACGCAUUGGAUAUGUGCACACAAGAUGAUGACAACCCCUUUCCUUCCCGUAGAAGUAAAAUAAAAUAGGCUUUCGCACACACUGGAUUUACUCCUGUCGUUCCAUAUGAAGAAGUCAAAAAGUUGGAUACACGUCUGUGUCCGUUUCCUGCUGUUCAUCACGCUUGGGGUGCAUUCAAAUACAUUUGACGUCAGCCCAGUGACCGAUGACAUCUCCAAACUCUAUACUUUGAAGCAAAACAUUCCUAAAGAUUACAAAAUUCCUGUGCGCUACAUUCCAAAACAAGAGUGUGGGAUGUGUUGGGUGAAAUUAAAUAUCUACCCUUUGGAGGCGAGUUUACAAGAUUUAGCACAUAAGUUUGGAAACAUUUCAUCUAACAGAAACGACAUUAGGAUUUUCAUCCUAAUACUCCAAGACUUGCGACUCAGAAUGGGUUCAGUGGAGCCGAUCAUGUUCGAGUUUGAGUGCCACUACAGGGAAGAGAGAUGGCCCACAGAGCAAUACUUUGACUUUGUUAAAGACUUUCUUACAGCUGCACAGAACAAAGAAGACUCGGAUGACUGUGAUCCUCCUCCUUGUCCCACCACACCAUACACAGUAAUAACAGAAGAAUAUUCAAAAGAAUCACCCACUCCCAGCAGUAAAGGCCCACAGUGUUCGACUGACUGCACAGCACAUACAGAACCAAGAUACCUUCCUGACGUGGUGGAGCGAAGCCUUCUCUCCUUACUGCUCAUUCCACUCCUAGCCCUAGUAUUCCUGCUUGUAUGGAAGGUCAGAUCACGGAGAAACGAGGAGGAUCUUCCACAAAAUCACGGAGAAGAUGGACUCUUCACUGGAACAGAAGGGACUGCACCUCCACUAGAUGCUGACAUAUCAGAAAAAGACAAGCUGAGCGUCAUUGAGACAGUGUAAUGCUUCUAUCCAUCGAUGUUCUUCAGUGUAACUGGGCUCUACUUUUCUCUCCCAUUGGUGUCCACACGUGACAAACAAACACGAGGCUGAAUUCCAUAGUGAGAUCUCUGUUUUUGACUGCUCUCCAGAUCCAUGAUGGCAUAUUAACGAUUGCUGUGACCAAGAUUCUUCUGGUUAAGUAAUGCUUGAUACUGUAUGGAUAAGCUUGCCUUUCUUAAAAGACUGCAUUAACCCCAUGCAUUUGAAAAAAAGACUGAGAUUUUAGCUGAUAGAAAGACCCUCAUCCACCCCUGCAACCCUCAUCCAUUCAUCCAUCCAUUCAUUGCAACCUGUUGCAUCAUCAACUCUUUGGGGGAAAAUUUGCCUCUCUCUCAUCAUGUUGCUCCAGUCUGUCUACAUCUUUGGGCCCUACCAGUUCAUUUACAAAGAACAAAGCAUUUACUGACUGAUGCUGGUUAUCUCUUGUAUGAACUGAGGCAUCAAUUACUACCUCCAGUGGCCCUCAUGUUAACCACAUUCUCAACAGCUCCGCCAUUUCUUCUUUGUCUGGGGUUUCCCAAAGAUUAAUAAUGUUAAGCAUUGUAAUUCCAAGGUGUAGUCAUGUUGUCUGGUUUAGAUGUGUACCCAUGGGGGUGUACGAUGUAUUUAUUUAUUGGUUUCAGCACUCAGAUGCUGCUGUUCAUACAGUACAACUGAAAUGUUUCAAGCAUUUAAGAGCACCUUUACUAGUGGGUCACAUUUAAAGAACAAUCUGUAAACUAACACAUCAUAAACUCAAAAACACAUUCCUGACUUACUUACUUAGCACUUAGGUCCGCCUGUUCUGCGUAGAUCAUUGGGCCGCAAACUUUCUAAACAAGUGACAUAAUCCUGUAAGUUGUUGUUGACUUGGCCGGUUUAGAAUGGAUUACAUGGAGAAAAAAAACACAUAUAUACAAAAUAAGCUGCUUCGACUAACUUACAUUUAGAUUAUUGAAAUCCACAGUGACAUUCUGCUAAAGAGUAUCAGGGAUGACUUCUGUGGAUCAAGAUUGUUUUGUUUUUUUUAUUAUUUAAAGGUGAUUUAUGCAGAACGUGGGUGUCAGGCACAUAUAAGACUAGUGGGCCUCCGAUAGUAAAUGUUAGUUGAACAUUGCCUUUAUUUUUUACUUAUCUCACCUUUAUGUUUGCAAGGCAAAGAAAAACUGUUACAGGAGAGAUUUUUGAUGGCCAUUUCCUUCAUCAAAGGAAAAUAAACUGAAUCGCUAAAGGAGACACGGUUUGUAAAAAGAAUUGAACAAACAAAUAUCAUAUAAUAUAAUUUUAUAUUUAAAUUUCUGUUGUUGACUGUUUAUUCAAUGACCAAAUGUACUCACAAACCCAUCCAGCUUAGACUGUUCACUCACAGGGUGUAAUCUGUUCUUAAUGAAUUUGUCUUUGUCCAGUAUUAGUGUUGUGCUUGCAUAAUAAAACUUUUCAUAGACAAUCUGACAAAGACAGUUAGUGCAUUCAUCAAGGUUGGAUGGUUAAGAAAUGCUGAAAGAUGACACCGAUGCUCAUGAAAUUUACAGACGAUGCACCUUGGUUACCUCACAAUCCACAAUGCUCGCCACAUGGGAAUGCCAUGCAAACCUAAACAUCAACUUUGCCUUAAAGUUGCGUCAUAACACACGUUAAAGGACGUGCAAUGUCAUCUCGUUCACAUACUGAACUGUAGCACAAUGGUGUGACUUUCAAAAAGUUUUUCCUUUUUUAAAUAAAAAUAUGGUAAGUUACAGAGCUGUCUCUCCCAGUGUUUGAAAUCCAUGUGACGGGCCAGAAAUCAUUCACAUAUUUGAGGUCAGUAGGAAACAGUUGACAUUGAGGUUGUUAAAUGCACAUGUAUUUAGCUCUAGUAGUUGCCCUCAGGCCUAUUCUAAUGGGCUCCUCCCUGCACUCCUUUAACUUGUUGCUCUCUGAGACUGGAUAAGUUACAAACUGGAAGUGCUCCCUUCCUCUGUAAUUACAGGUCUUAUCGGGGCUAUGAAGAGAAAGGUGGCAGGGUUAACACUAUCUAAAAAGGCAGUUGACUCCCACAAAGCCUGGCCCAAACAGUCUAACAAAGUAGACCAUUAUUGGAUUUGGGGUAUGAAGAUGCUUAUCAGUCUUAAUGACAAUCACUAAAGAGGUAGGAGUGUGAAUAGGACACGCUGGCUGUGACCUUUCCCAUCAGGCAACUAGCUGAACACGACAGAAGUGACAGGACAGAAACAUCUGUUUCUGUGUCUGGUUGGAGUAUUUCUAUCAUAUUUGUGGUCUUAUGUUGUAUAAUGUCCUUUUUUUUGGGUUUGUGCCUUGUUUGAUUAGUGUGACUGACUCGUGUAAAUGUCAAAGGCCUGUCUAUAUUUCUGUGUGGUAGCAGAAAGUGGGGAGAUCAUUACAGGGCAGUUUAGAAUAAUCUCACCUCAAUAACCCAAUAGACGCGAUUCCUAGUCGCUCUCCUUUUUGAGUAAGAGUUUUUUUGGCUUGACUUGUGCCCAGUUUUGGUUUGGAACUCAGUUUUCUGGUAAUGCAGUGCUUCGGUAUGUGAAACUUAUAUCAAAACAAAGCUGCAGUGGUUGCAACAUUUCUCUCCACAUGUUACAUUCUAGCCUUUGUAACCUUUAGGAAACAGUUCCUGUGUAUUGGGGAUUAUAUGUUGGGAUAUUUUUUUAUAGAAGACAAGAGUAUGUUGUGCAAAAAUGAAACAAAAAAAACGUAUACCACAUUGGUGUUCAUAUAGUUCAGAUCAACAGUACCUUUCAGCAUCAAUAGCUGGCAUUCUUUGGUGUGGUGAAGUAUUGUUUGUUGUGUUGAACUGCAAGACAACUUUAUUCAUUCAAAAAUGCAUUUUUGGGAACACUAAUAAUGGGGACGUAUCACUUUUGCCAUAUUUCUAUGGCAGUUUAGAGCUAAUCUGUGUAAGUAAACCUUAUUGGUGUCCAUAUGGUCCAGCACAACAGUACUUUUAGCAGGUAUAUCACAAAUUAGUAAUGUGGCAAAGUACUUUAAUUUCCAAGCUUUUAAGCAUUUAUUUCCAUUCAAAGAUGCAUUUUUGAACAAUAUUGAAAAAUACUAUCUAUGGCAGUUUAGGCCUGAGACUUCUCUUUAGGUUGUGCUUCUCUACAUGAAGACUAUUAUAUGCAGUGCCCAGUAUUGUGACAGAGUCACAGGUUAGCCACAAACUAACAAACAAGGUAUACUAUGUCAAAGAUUGCUUUUUAUACAUAGUCUAUAAAUAUAAUGAGCUGCAACAGGUCUAAGCUGUGAACAAAACAAAAAAAAUAACAUGGUCUCCCAUUUUCCUGUCUGUGCGAGAGCCAGAAGCAGUUGGUGUGUCGGAUGCAUGGAAGCCAGACAACAAGCAUUUUCAUGCAUUAGUCGAGAGAAUGACUGCCCUUAAAUACUGUUCCUAUGUGGGUUGUUAGGUCUCAGAAUAAGCAGAGCUGCAUUUUGAACAGUGCUUUCCGGCACGAGUGAUCCAAUCCAUCCCACUCCGGUGGGUGAAUCAAAUGGCUCUAGGCAGGAAAUAAGUCUGGGUGCCAAAAAGCAAAUGUAAUUACUGCCCGGUUGGUAUUCUGGGUGAAAACUCUACUGUAUUCUGUAUUUUUGUAUAAAUGUAAACAAACAUAUAUGAAAUAUGAAUAAAGUACACGUAUCCAACUGUUA